Messenger RNA from Rubroshorea leprosula, 2201 nucleotides. NCBI's taxonomy places the organism in Eukaryota, Viridiplantae, Streptophyta, Magnoliopsida, Malvales, Dipterocarpaceae. The record is from the annotation of a GenBank genome assembly.
GGUAACGGGGGGAUCGUCGGGUGCAGAGGGUCGAGGGAGGAAGGAGAAGCAGAGCAGAAACACGUGGCUGGUGAGGAAGAAAAGAAAGAAAAAGAAAAAGCAGUGGAUCCUUAUCCAAAUUUUCUUUCUUUUUAGUCCCUCAACUUUUGAAAAUUUUGCUAUUAAGUUCAAAAUAAUAUUUCUUUCACACAUAAGUCCCUAAUUAAAUGCUAAAAUACCUCAAAAUUUUGGGAUAUUACAGAAGUCAAGGACGGGGAAAAACAAGGGGAGUGACGAGUUAAAAGGCUAGCCAUUUUAUAAAUUGACUAUGAAUUUUAGAUAUAGAUCAUGAUCUUGUAAGUUAGACUGUAUUUGAAGAUUUUAUGAUAUUAAAGCAAAUUAAAAAAAAAUUUGAUUUUCAAAUUUUGAUGGUAUCAGAUUGUGAUUUAGUGGUAUUAGAGUUUGGGUUUAAAUUAAGAGCUUUGGAUUAAAUUAAGCACCUCCAGAUUGAGUGGCAUCAAAGCAGAUUCAGUGGUAUCAGAGCUUAGUUUAAUUAAAUACCUAGGUUUAAUUGAAUACCUAGGAUUUGUUUAGAACUUGGUUGGCCAAUGAAUUUUAGAACCAUGGUGAGAUGAGUGAUGGGGUUAUAUAAGGGGCAAUUCUUAUUCAUGUGCCUGAAUUUUCUAAUCCAUUUUGAUGAGAUGGUAAUCGGAUUGUUCUUGUUUCUUGCCUUCAUACCCUAUGUAGAUUCAUGAAAUUAAUCUUGUCCGCCAUGUUCUUAAGACCUUGUUUUGAAACUUGGUCAUUUUCUGAUAGUCCGCACUGUUGUACCUAUGAUUUUGAUGAUUACAAAAUACAUUUGAGUGACUAAUUGGUUUAUUUAAGUGUGUAGUUAAGUUGCUAAAAGAUUGCAAGUAAACUUGGAUUGCACUAAAAAUAAACCAAAAGGAUUCAAAUGUGCAGAGAGCCGGCUCUGGUAAAGUGCAGUCGGCUCUGGUGAAAUGGAAUGCAGAAAGCCAGCUCUAAAAGCUCCAGCCGGCUCUACAGGCAAAAAUUUGAAGACCGUUGCUUGGCGCGCGCGGAGAAGACGCAAAGCUGGCUCCAACUUUAUAGCCGGCUAUGAGGGUGCAUUUAAUGCACAACGGUCGAGUCAUUUGAAGAUUAUUAAUGUAUUUAAAGUUGGAGUUGCAAAGCCGGCUCAAAGUUUUGCAACCAGCUCUCGAGAAAAAUAGAAUGGUCUGCAAGCCCGGAUAGUCGGCUCUAAGAGUGUAAACCGGCUCUUCAGAGUUGGCUCUAGAAAUCUAAGCCGGCUCUCCUGACAAACCUGCAGCUCGAGCUUUUUGUCCUGCAGUGCAUUUAAUGACCUCCAACGGCUAGUAACGGCUAUUUUCGAGCAAGGGGGUAUAAAUAUGGUUGGUAACAGAUCUGAAGAAGGUUAGAGAGCAUUGUAUUGAAUAUCUUUACCUACAUACAUGAGUUUUAACUUGAGUUUUUGAUCUUUGAGAGAUCUUUGUUUGUAAUCCUCUUCUUGUGCUAUUAGUGAGUGAUCUUGGGGGUGUGUUGAUUCCUUCAAGAGUGAUCUGUAGAGAGGAUCUUUGGGAUUAAAGUGUAAAGGGGUGAGAUUUGAGAGAAACCCUUCUUCUUGUAAAGGAUUGAGUAGCUUCUUUAAGCCACCAUUGUUUUUGCUAGUGGAGAGUGUGGAGGAAAUCCUUGGUGAGUGAAGCCAAGGUAGAGGACUAGGCUCCAAGUGGUUGGACCGAAUCUCUAUAAAAUCAUUGUGCAAGCUCUUCUUCUCAACUCUCUCUUUAAUUUUUGUUUGGUGGUUGCAAAGAGGCGAAAAUUCUCCAACUCCAAUUCACCCCCCCUCUUGGAGUGCAUUGAGUCAACACGCACUUGUUUAGACUUGUUCCUUGAAUAGAAUUUUUGUAUGCUCUUUUGCCACAAUUGUAAAAUCUGAAGAGUUGCAGAAAUCUGUUGUUAUUGAUCCUGUUGGUCUCUACAGCAUAGCUGGUUGAGAAAUUUGUUCUGUUUGUCACAUGACCAGUGGAAAAUGGGCAACGCUCUACUUUGUAAGAGAUUCAAGGCUAUUUUAGCAAAUGUUGUGUGUUUUCUAGAUGCGUUUUAGGAGCUGGAUAACUUGGUAAUUUCGUUGCUCAUUAUCUUUCUGAAAGUCUUAUAGUGAAGUUUCAUUUUUUCCAUUUGGAGCUUCAUGGUCUUUUCAU